This is a messenger RNA of Panicum virgatum (switchgrass), 2064 nucleotides long. Its product is annotated as LEC14B protein-like. The coding region runs from base 396 to 1814 and encodes 472 amino acids. Gene Ontology annotation, biological process: proteasome-mediated ubiquitin-dependent protein catabolic process. The transcript has 11 exons. Gene Ontology annotation, cellular component: Cul4-RING E3 ubiquitin ligase complex. Lineage: Eukaryota; Viridiplantae; Streptophyta; Magnoliopsida; Poales; Poaceae. Gene Ontology annotation, molecular function: protein binding. The record is from RefSeq and is a predicted model, not a curated record.
UUUUUUAUGCGCGGCACCCCCGGCGUGUUGCAGUAUUGUUAAACCGGCGCCCGCAUCUACCAGUUAACGCCUCCCUUCCGUUCCCUUCCUCCCUUCUCGCAUUUCCGGCCAGGGGGACUCGACAUUGACGCCUCCGCCGAGCUUUGGGGAUGACUGGCAGUAGAAGGGUCCAAGCCUCAGGCUAUCAAUUGUACUGUCCUGGUUGGAAUUGCCUGGACAGCUGGAUUGCAAGUCUGUGUCCACGUUAAAGUCUUCUUGUGGAGGAUACCAUACUGCUAUAUCGACCGAAUUGUUCCUUGAAGCUUAGGUAAUAUAAGGCAAUGGGAUGUUCAAUGGUUAUUCUGAGAAAUGACCAAUGGUUUACUAACUAGUGUUCAUUAAUUGAGUGGCCAAACAUGCGGUGGAAACGAAAGAUACAUCAUGGAGGACCAUCUGAACAACAACAGGUCAGUCCACUUGUGGAUGAAGUAUGUGCCAUUGACGAGGAGGUUUCCCAUCUUUGUAGAAUUAAAUCUGAACCAAGUCAGAGAACUCGUGCAUCCAUUUAUGCUGGCCAGAAGAGGCCUGUCUCAACAUUCAAGUUAUUAUCAGGGAGAGAAUCAAAUUGCUCGGGGAUGGGCAGAUUCUCUUCAGCUGAUUGCUCUUAUGCUCUUCGGAAACACCUACCAGUGAAAGGCCCAUGGUGUGUGGAUGACAUGGAUAGUGAAGCUUACAUCUCACAGUUCUCUGCAGAUGGUUCACUUCUAAUUGGUGGGUUCCGGGGAAGCCACAUCAGAGUCUACAACUCUGAAAAAAAUUGGAAGGUUCAUAAAGAUAUAACCUGCAAACGUCUGCGCUGGACAAUUUCAGAUAUUGCCCUCUCACCUGAUCAACGAUUCCUGGCUUAUUCCAGUUUGUCGCCUACUGUUCACAUAGUAAAUGUCCAGAAUGCUGUAAGGGAAUCACAUGCUAACAUUACAGAAAUUCAUGAGGGUCUGGAGUUUUCUGACGAUGAUGACGAAUUCUCCUUUGGGAUAUUCUCUGUAAAAUUUUCAAAAGAUGGGCGAGAACUUGUUGUAGGAAACAACAAUGAAUCAAUAUGUAUUUAUGAUCUUGGAGCAAACAAAGUAACAGAACGCAUUAAUGCACAUGUGGCUGAUGUCAAUGUGGUCACCUUCGCUGAUGAAACAAGUGAUGUCUUGUACUCUGGAAGUGAUGAUAGCCUUUGUAAGGUUUGGGAUAGGCGCUGCCACAAGAAACAAAAGCCAGUAGGUGUUCUGACCGGUCAUUUAGAUGGGAUUACAUUUAUUGAUAGCCGUGGAGAUGGGCACUAUUUUAUCUCAAACUGCAAGGAUCAGACUAUUAAAUUAUGGGAUCUCAGGAAAAUGUCUUCCACUACAAAAGAGUGCACACCAAAAGGGUAUGAAUGGGAUUACAGAUGGAUGACAUACCCGUCAGAAGCCCGAUAUUUGAAGCAUCCAUAUGAUCAGUCACUAGCCACAUUCAGAGGCCAUUCUGUGUUGCGCACACUUAUUCGUUGUUAUUUUUCCCCAAUGCACAGCACGGGUCAGAGGUACAUAUACACAGGAUCCAGUGACCAAUGUGUCUAUAUUUAUGAUGUGGCGACAGGUAAGGUUGUUGAAAAACUGAGAUGGCACGGGUCGAUCAUCAGAGACUGCUCAUGGCACCCGUACCUCCCCACACUUGUCAGCUCUUCUUGGGACGGCUAUUUGGUCCGGUGGGAGGCAACAGAGGAUGGCAGAGACCCCUCCAUGCUCAAGACAUGGAAGCAGAGGAUGCAUCCAGAAGGAUACACAGUGUCGUUUGUCCUUUAGAAGUGAAGCUCUCAAGGGUCUCAUGUGGGCAUGUGGCUCCACUUGGUCACCUUGCAGGCUUCCCAAGCCUCUGGCUCGAAAAAGUCCUUUUACUAUUUAAAAUUUCGUGCUGUAUAUAAGUGAUCGAGAGUGAAUUGUUGAGGCGGUUCGCAGGUCGAGUGAAUUGUUGAGGCGGUACAUAGACUCGCAAAAUUGUAAUGCAAAAGUUUAUCUAUCUAUCUAUACUAUAUCUUAUCUUAUAUACUAUAAA